UGUUCACUGACUUGACGAAAAAAGUCAGACUCGCUCGGGGAAUGUACCUUGUUGGCCGUGCUGCGAAGUUUUCUGCAACAAUAUUAAAUUAACGCUAACUGAGAGAUGGAGACAACGGUGUACACUUCUGUUGUGAAGUGAAAGGAGACCAGGUGGACAUUUAACGGUUGGUGUCCUACAUCUGAACAUCUACAUCUCAUCACUGUGAUUUAAACCAGUGACAGACCACACUACAGACUUCCAGACCUCCUGUACCAGCUUCCAGCCACUAUGACCUAGCUAACAGCGGCCCAGGCCCCUCCCCUGACCAUCCUUUCCUCUAAACCCCAGUCUGUCUCUCCAUCUUCCUCCCUCACCCAGUCCUGCAUUUCCUCUCCUGAUGUGGUGAUUUCUGGUUGCACCACCAGCGACGCACCUUCUAGCGCGAUGAGCAGCCUGCACCAGCAGCAUCAUGGCAGCACAGGCUCAGAACGAGACCUUCACUCUGCUGCCUCCUCUGUUAGCCUCCCUUCAGUUAGAAAGACCCCCAAAAAACGCCGCCUGUCCCUCCACUCAUUCUUCAGUCGGCGACGCCGGCCUGACCGCGACCCCAAGCGCAAGUCCAGGCCUCUGCAGGCUGGAGCUGGAGUGGAAGGCAUUGUCAGCACAGAAAGCGUCCAGUCAGAGCCUGUCCAUGAUAAAACUUCUGCACUGGCCGUAGCAUCGACCUCAUCGGUGUCAGAUUCUUCAUCAGAGCUGCUGGAGUGCCCACUGUGCCUACUGCGCCAUGCACGCGAGCGCUUCCCAGACAUCAUGACCUGUCCCCACCGGUCCUGUGCAGACUGCCUGCGACAGUACCUGCGCAUCGAGAUCUCAGAGUCUCGUGUCAAUAUCUGCUGCCCCGAGUGCUCAGAGCGCUUCAAUCCCCACGACAUCCAGAUGAUCCUGGGGAACCGAGCCCUCAUGGAGAAGUACGAGGAGUUCAUGCUCAGGAGGUGGCUGGUGGCCGAACCUGACUGCCGCUGGUGCCCGGCCCCCGACUGUGGUUACGCAGUCAUUGCCUUUGGCUGUGCCAGUUGCCCGAAGAUCACCUGUGGGCGUGAGGGCUGUGGGACAGAGUUCUGCUAUCACUGCAAACAGCUGUGGCAUCCCAACCAGACAUGUGACUCUGCACGGCAACAAAGGGCCCAAACCCUCCGGUUGAGAAGUUUCAGGUCCUCCUCACUCAGCUACAGCCAAGAGAGUGGAGCUGCAGGUGAUGACAUCAAGCCCUGCCCUCGGUGUGCUGCCUACAUCAUCAAGAUGAAUGAUGGGAGCUGUAAUCACAUGACCUGUGCUGUCUGCGGCUGCGAGUUUUGCUGGCUGUGCAUGAAGGAGAUCUCUGACCUGCACUAUUUAAGUCCGUCAGGCUGCACCUUCUGGGGGAAGAAGCCCUGGAGCAGAAAGAAGAAGAUCCUGUGGCAGCUCGGCACGUUGGUGGGCGCGCCCGUGGGCAUCGCCCUCAUAGCCGGCAUUGCCAUCCCUGCAAUGAUCAUUGGCAUCCCAGUCUAUGUGGGCAGAAAGAUCCAUAAUCGCUACGAGGGCAAGGACAUCUCUAAACACAAGAGGAACUUGGUAAUAGCUGGUGGUGUGACGCUGUCUGUGAUUGUGUCCCCUGUAGUCGCAGCAGUCACUGUUGGCAUUGGCGUCCCCAUCAUGCUGGCGUACGUCUACGGAGUUGUCCCAAUCUCACUGUGCCGGAGUGGCGGCUGUGGAGUGUCUACUGGCAAUGGCAAAGGGGUGCGAAUCGAGUUUGACGACGAAAAUGACAACAUAGGUAGCGGAGCAGCAGCCACAGACACAACCUCUGUGGCAGAGACUCGGCUCAACAAUCCCAGCCUCGGAGAUGGAGCGAGUGUCGGUGGCUUGACGGGCCUGAGCCUCAGUGUCAGUGGGAGCCACAUGGAGCGCUGCGGCAUGAGCUCCACUCAGCGGGACAACAUGAGCGACAAUGCCAGCACCCCGGCCCUCGCUGGGACCAGCAUCACAGGCAGCCUCUCUGGCAGCUGCUACAACAGGAUGGAAGUGCAGGCUGAUGUCCAGAAGGAGCGCUGCAGUCUGAGCGGGGAGUCAGCCACUGUCAGUCUCGGGACAAUCAGUGACAACGCAAGCACAAAAGCCAUGGCAGGUUCCAUCCUCAAUGCCUAUAUGCCUCUGGAAAGAGACAAUAGUCUGGACGUCCAGGCAGACUUGGAGUCCAAACAGGAAAAGAUGAGGCACUGCAGCGCCAGCAGCAGCCUGGAUGAAGCCAGCUGUAGCAGUAGCACUGCCGGCCUUAAAGGUGCUAGUGGUGGUACAUGCUCAUGCCCGUCCACCUGCUGCUGUGCGGAGCACGACAACCACUGCUGUCCCUCGACCCCCUGGUCAAAGGAACCCUCCACUUCAGGGGGCAAGAAGAGCAGAGGAAAGCUUUGGAAAAGAGCUAGCAGCAGCAAAGGAGACACAAAAAUAAACGAGACACAAGGAGAUAUAGAUGCUCAGCUCCUGGAGCAGCGCAGCACCAACUCCUCUGAGUUCGAUUCACCAUCUCUGAGCGGCAGCCUGCCCUCAGUGGCCGACUCACACUGUAGCCACUUCUCAUCAGAGCUCAGCUGCUCCGACCCUGAAACCUCAAGACCGGCUCAUCCACCCUGCUCCGGUCCAACAGACCCCCACCCUCAUCAUCCCUCCACCAACUUCAAUGACGUCACCAUCACACCCAUGCCUGAGGUGGAGAACGACCGCCUGGAGCAUUAUCCGCCUCUGAGUAGCCAUGCAGCCUUCACCCACCACCUGCUAUCAUCAUCUCCAGCUGCUUCACCAAAAGAGGGAAGUAGCGGAGCAUUUCUAUACAUCAGUGAGGAGAGGGGAGGCGCCAUCACAGACACAGAGCCAGAUAAGGACGACGAAAUAAAAGAGACCAGCAAAAACACUGCCGCACAGCCUGUAAGCCCAACAAGGAGCCGCUGUAUACAAACCGAUAUUUAAAGGAACUCUCUUGUUCUUCUACCACUACUAGCUCAGUUAGCCUUAUCACCUAAGUUCACUCUUAAGUGACCCCCCCAGCAUCUUGGGAAACUGGUGGUCAGGUUUAAGGCUAUAAGUUCAAGUCUAAUUAUAUUUUUACCUGCUGUGGAGGCAGGCAGGAAUAUUAUGUGAAUGUCAGUCUAUAGAGUUACAGAGGGUCAGAGUCUAAGUUGGAUUGAGAAUUGUAAAGUAAACGGUAAAGGCAGAUCAGUGGGUUCUGUUUUUCAGUGACAGAGCAAGCAAGAUGUGUGAACCAGAGGUUUCAGCCUGUUGUUGAAGUGCCAUCUGGAGCAGCAAGGCCUAUAGUAGGUGGAGUUGAAUGUAUUUGGACAGGUUGUAAUGUAGGUUAUCCAGGUGAUCUGCAAAGCCUGACCCCUGAAUGAUGUUCUGAAUCCAAGUUUGAGGCAGAUCUUAACCUUUUCCUAAUGCUUACAAAAAGCAGACGUAAUAAAGCUGGAUAGAGGAGCAAGUAAAAUGUUUGAUAUUAUUUCCAAUAGAAAGUUGAGCUGCUAUCCUAAAGCCUGAACAUAUCCUCCCUUGUGACAUCUUCAAAAAUCUGGUUUGCCUGAAUUGGGGAUGGAUAUGUCAUCACUGUGGUCCACCACUGUGCCACCAAUUAAUUCUGUGACUUCUUAAAACGGCAUGAGAAACACCACAGCUAUAAGGAUUGUUGAACCUGAGAGGGACCAGUCCGUACAGUAGCACAUUUUAUUUUUCCAUAAUCAUCUAUAAGAAAAAUUAUCAUUGUUGCUUUUGUUUAAAAUGUGACUCCUGUUUUUGUGUUCUUUGUCUUUGCUUAUUUUUAUUUUCCAUUUUGGGGAAGUUGUUUUUAAUGUUGAAGCCCAGUGUUGGGUCCAAACCUGUUAGUAUGAUCAGGUGGAAAAUAGUGUUGACGAGUCAAAACGUAGCAUAUUGUGGAUUUAAUACAGCGGCCGUCUUCACAAGCCUCUGUCUGCCCUGGUGAAAUAAUAGUUUUGUUUGUGAUUGCAUCUUUGCAAAUGUAACCAAGUCUUCACUGCAACUUUUUAGUGUAUUAUGGUAUUAUUUGAGGUAUAUUAAAGAAAGGGAAUUUUAAGUUAUUCCUUGUAAACGUAACUGAGCAAAGCCCAAUGUUUAGCAUUUCUUUCAAUUUUAUAGGGCUUGUUUUAGUGAUCAGUCACUAAAACUGUAAAGUCAACCAAACAAUGUCUUUGCAAUAACAAAAUUAAACUUUCAAAUAACGUUAUCAGCAAGAGCAUGUGUCUAGUCAAGGGAGCACAUCAACUUUAUAGCAAAAAAAACCCCCUUGAUAUAGUUAAAGGUGCAAUGGGAAACUCCUCUUGUGUAUUUGAGCACAUACAUGUCAGUGAUUUAAUAUUCAGUAUUGAAUGUAUGAUGAUAAUAGUUACAUUCUCUCAGUGAUAUCCAAAUCAAAAUAUAAGUUUUGAUUCAGAGCUUUGGGUGUAUUUUAACUACAAUGUGUUUUAAGUUGUUUUUCUUAAGUCCUUGCAAAUGAUUUUAUUUUUUUGGACCCACAGUGCCUUUUGGGGGAAAAUCCUUUGUAUAUUAUUAUAAUUAUAGUUAUUUUGUUUUUAUUUCCUCAUUCUGUAUGUCUUCAAAUGAUAAAUGUAAAACUCAUGAGAGAAUGAAUUAUAUUUGCCUUCAAAUAUAUGAUACUAAAUACUCACCCUCCCCUGAGUGCUAAUGCUAGCUGUCACAUUAGCUUGUUUAGCCUACCAAAGACUGCUCUAGGCCACUACAUUAAACCUGAUUUUGGGGCAGUACUUUAAAUCUUGACCAAAACAUUAGUUUAGGUAAUUUUUAGGAACCUUGCAUUGUUAGUCAGCUCCUGUUGGCAAUAAAACCCGGUUUAUCCAAAGCAAUCAGCAUUUUGAGUAUCAGAUGUUGUGUUCAGCAGCCUGACCACAGAUUACUUUGCUGUGAUGUCAACCAGCCGAGCUCAACAGGAGAUGUGUCAGAGUAAUGAGUCGAUCUUGAGAGAAGCUGUGAUUUUGGGUAAAGGAGUUCUGGUGCACCUCAAAGGCCUCCAGCUGCACAAUAUUCCCACCCUUUUAAAGUUCCUUCUGUAAAAAUGCCUGUUAAAUUCCUGUGAGUUUUAUAUUAUUAUUUGAAGACUAGAGCCAGGUAUAUUUUCUAACUUGGUCAAAAGAAGUGUAUGCUAUUUGAAAAAGUAUAUAUUCCCUAAUAAUUUGUUUUGUAAUAUGCAUGUAAAUGCAUAUCCUGAAAUAAUAAAAUUCUCAAUCAAG
This is a messenger RNA of Sander lucioperca (pikeperch), 5270 nucleotides long. It is a transcript of the gene rnf19a, whose product is annotated as ring finger protein 19A, RBR E3 ubiquitin protein ligase. The coding region runs from base 427 to 2985 and encodes 852 amino acids. The transcript has 10 exons. Gene Ontology annotation, biological process: ubiquitin-dependent protein catabolic process; positive regulation of proteasomal ubiquitin-dependent protein catabolic process; protein polyubiquitination. Gene Ontology annotation, molecular function: zinc ion binding; ubiquitin conjugating enzyme binding; ubiquitin protein ligase activity. The record is from RefSeq and is a predicted model, not a curated record. Gene Ontology annotation, cellular component: ubiquitin ligase complex; cytoplasm. Lineage: Eukaryota; Metazoa; Chordata; Actinopteri; Perciformes; Percidae.